UUCAGGUCCACAUUUCUUAUACCGAACACACACUUCAGAAUUUUUUUCUCCAUUUUUAUAGACUUUUCUUGGUUCUUUCACCCAAAAAUAAUCCUAACGCCUUGUUCCGUAAUUAAAUGAUCUCAUCAUAUCUCUCAAUAUUGAUUUUUUUGUUUAUUAUAUAAAAGAUCGGUUCCUUUGCUCUCCACUACUAAGGAGUACGAUCGAUUCGAAAAAAAAGAUGGGGAGAUUGUUCUUGGUGGAAUUGGAAGGCAAGUCCUACUGUUGCCGUCAUUGCAAAACUGAUAUCGCCCUCUGCGAUGAUGUCGUCUCCAAGUCAUUUCAAUCACGCCAUGGGAAAGCUUACCUCUUCAGUAAGGUAGCGAAUGUGUAUGCUGGGAAGAAGGAAGAUAGGAUGAUGAUGACCGGGAUGCACACCGUGGUUGAUAUUUACUGCGUCAAAUGCGGCUCUUAUGUUGGAUGGAGAUAUGAGUUUGCUUUUGAGAAGACUCAAAAGUACAAGGAAGGGAAAUCUGUUCUCGAAAGGUACAAGGUUUGGGGUCCAGAUGGGAACAAUUACUGGGUGGCUCAAGAAGUUGAAGCUGAAGCUGGAGAUAGUGAUACUGAUGAUUGAUGAUGAUGCUUCUUCUUCUUCUCAAAUAACUCAUUAUCUGAUUUGUACAUUCUCUCCUCCUCUUUCAUCUCUCCUAUCAUUCUUUUCAAUGUCUUUUUUUUUUCUCAUUGUCUGAACUCUGAACAAUCCAUCUUCCUUUAGGACACAUUCAGAGAUCAAUUGUUAUGUGUUGCAACCAUUUGUGGAACACUUACAAUUAGAAUAUCUCUCAUUAUCUUAUUUAUCAAAGCUUUUAAGUUCUUUUCUU
Molecule: messenger RNA, 860 nt
Organism: Raphanus sativus (radish)
Lineage: Eukaryota; Viridiplantae; Streptophyta; Magnoliopsida; Brassicales; Brassicaceae
Product: protein yippee-like At3g11230
Exons: 5
Coding region: 221-613 (130 amino acids)
Cellular component (GO): ubiquitin ligase complex
Source: RefSeq, a predicted model, not a curated record